AUGGAUGCGCUUACCCUCAACUCCAAAUCAACUAAAUCAGGCAGAGACAAACCGAAGCUUUAUAUACACGCUGAGGAGAUACGGGAUGGAAAAUCCAAAGCCAUCGAGAAGAAUGGGGCGCUACCAGAGCAAGUAACGAUACAUGGAAAUGGUAAACAAGUCCACACGUAUGCGUUUCUCGAUGACGGGUCCAACUCAACCUUACUGGAGUGUAAUAUUUCGUCGGCUUUGGGAAUCAAAGGACCUACAGACGGCUUCUGUCUAAGUUGGACUGGAAAUAUUACCAGAGAGGAAAAGGAGUCGCAGCGUAUCAGCGUAGUAAUUCACGGAAAUGGAAAGAAGUUCAAGCUUCAUAACGUGAGAACAGUACAGAAUUUGCACUUACCGGCACAAACGUUGGACUACGAAGAACUGUCUUAUACUUUUCCUCAUCUGAAAGGUCUUCCUAUCCAGAGCUAUACCAACGCAGUUCCUGGGGUAAUCAUCGGAAUCGAGCAUAUCCGGCUAUUGACAGCGCUGCGAACGAGAGAGGGUAAUAACAACGAGCCAGUGGCGACUAAAACUCGCCUGGGAUGGUGCAUCUUCGGAAAGAGCUCCCAGAACAGUAACGUUAUGGAGCAGUUGAAUGUACACAUAGACGAGUCAAGCGUGACAGUAAAGCCGGAGGCUGACGAGGACAAACGAGCACGUCAAAUCAUGGAAACCACCACUCAGCGGGUCAACGGUGCGUUCGAGACGGGAUUGUUAUGGAAAUACGAUCACAUCUGUUUUCCCGACAGCUACCCGAUGGCACUACGGCGCAUGAAAGCGUUGGAGAGGCGGUUGAGUAAAGAACCGGCUCUUGCAUCAAGAGUGAUGGAACAGAUUUCGGAGUACGAAAUGAAAGGAUACGCCCAUCGUAUCACUCCGGAAGAACUUCAAUCUACGGAAGCGAGUAGGGUCUGGUAUCUACCACUAGGCUUAGUGCAGAAUCCCAAGAAACCGGACAAACUGCGGCUGAUCUGGGGCGCCAAGGCUCGUGUUGGCGGUGUGUCGUUGAACGAUAUGCUAUUAAAAGGUCCUGAUCUCUUGGUGGAACUAAUUUCGGUACUGUUGCGUUUCCGACAGGGAGAGAUUGCAGUGGUAGGCGACAUAAAAGAAAUGUUCCAUCAGAUCAGUGUUCGGAACGAAGACAAGCAGUCACAGAGAUUCGUUUUGCGUAUGCAGCCUGAGUUAGAACCCCAAAUCUUCGUCAUGGACGUAUGCACCUUUGGAGCUACCUGUUCACCGAGUCUUGCGCAGUUCGUCAAGAACAAGAAUGCAAUGGAGUUUGCCGAAAUCUUCCCAAGGGCGGCGAGGGCCAUCAGGGAUAACCACUACGUGGACGAUUUUUUGGACAGUGUAGACACCGUAGAAGAGGCUAUUCGAUUAGUCAAAGAGGUGAAAUAUAUUCAUGGACAGGCGGGGUUCGAGAUCCGUAACUUCAGCUCAAAUUCGGACGAAGUUCUAACGGGUAUCGGUGAAACAGUUGAGCGACAGCAAGUAUCGAUGAACCUGGAUAAACUCUAUACAGAACGCGUUUUGGGCCUGAUCUGGAUACCGAAGGAAGAUGUCUUCACAUUCGAUUUGAGCAACAUGAAGGAGGAAAUCAAAGCAUUAGUUGAAAGCGAAAGUAUACCAACUAAGCGUCAAGUCUUGAGAACGGUCAUGCCUCUGUUCGACCCGAUGGGAUUGAUUGCACACUUUGUUGUGCAUGGCAAAGUUCUAAUGCAGCAAAUAUGGAGAAGUGGAACGGAUUGGGAUGACCUGAUAUCGGUCGACUUGCGAGAUGGUUGGAGGACUUGGUGCCGACAGAUGCAGAAACUGAAUGCUGUCAGCGUACCUCGUUGCUUUUUCAAAGGGGUCAACAGUUCCAUGCUCAAGAAUGUGGAAGCUCAUCUCUUCGUAGACGCAAGCGAACUAGCUUGUGCGGCUGUUCUAUACCUACGAUUCUGCAGUAGUGGCGGGCCUAGAUGCGUGUUGGUAGCGGCAAAAACCAAAGUUUCUCCGUUGAAACCGCUAUCUAUCCCACGUCUUGAGUUACAAGCGGCGAUGAUCGGAACGAGAUUGAUGGAUUCUGUGCUUAAAUCGCUAGACAUCAAAAUUACUAACCGCUUCAUUUGGACGGACUCUACUACCGCGCUUUGUUGGUUGCGAUCCGACAGUCGACGAUACCACCAGUUCGUAGCCUUCCGUGUAGGAGAAAUUCUCACUACAACCAGCGUAGAUGAGUGGCACUACGUACCUUCGAGAAUGAACAUCGCCGAUGCUGCCACCAAGUGGAAGGACGGGCCGAACUUUGACCCAAACAGCCCGUGGUUUAAAGGACCAGAAUUCUUGUAUCAAACACCAGAUCACUGGCCCUCAGAACCGUCAUUGAACCGAGCAGAGGCCGAAACCGAAUUACGUUCAGUGUUUCUAUACCACGGAACGAUUCCUUAUUCGUUGAUAGAUGCUUCUAGAUUCUCAAACUGGAAUCGUUUACUGAGGACUACAGCAUACGUACUACGAGCUGGGUGCCGAUUCAAAGGUGAAAAAGUUAUCAAACCGUGUAUCAUGUCUAAGGAGGAAUUGUUUCUAGCAGAGAACCUUUUAUGGCAGCAGAUACAAGCGGAAUCGUAUCCAGGUGAGUAUGCCAUUCUACGUCGUAGUCGAGAAAACUGUACAAGUCCAGUUUCAAUACCGAAGUCUAGUGCACUAUACCGACUGUCGGUUUUUAUUGAUGAGUACGGUGUUAUCCGGAUGAACAGCAGAAUAUCCGAGGCACCAACUGUGCCGUACGAUACCAAGUUUCCGAUUCUACUACCCAGAAAGCACGUUGCGGUACAUCUUCUGGCCGAAAGCUAUCACCGAAAGUUUCGCCAUGGGAACAACGAGCUCGCGUUACUGGAUUGA
Messenger RNA from Malaya genurostris, 2913 nucleotides. RefSeq lists its product as uncharacterized. The transcript is spliced from 3 exons. The record is from RefSeq and is a predicted model, not a curated record. Bases 1 to 2913 code for a protein of 970 amino acids. NCBI's taxonomy places the organism in Eukaryota, Metazoa, Arthropoda, Insecta, Diptera, Culicidae.